Messenger RNA from Cololabis saira (Pacific saury), 567 nucleotides. Its product is annotated as calcitonin gene-related peptide-like. Gene Ontology annotation, cellular component: extracellular region. Gene Ontology annotation, molecular function: hormone activity; calcitonin receptor binding. The transcript is spliced from 4 exons. The record is from RefSeq and is a predicted model, not a curated record. Lineage: Eukaryota; Metazoa; Chordata; Actinopteri; Beloniformes; Belonidae. The coding region runs from base 150 to 563 and encodes 137 amino acids.
UGGCGCUGCGUGCAACAGAGUCAAGAGUUGGCCUGCAAGUUGAGCGAAAGUUACCGUGUUUUUUGCAGAGACAUUCGCUGAGAUAUAUAUUUAUUUAUUGUUUUUUUUGUACUUUUUUUCGCCUGGUGAAUUUCACUGAAGGGGGGACCAUGGUUAUGCUGAAGAUCUCUGCGUUCCUUGUCGCCUACGCCCUGGUCAUCUGCCAGAUGUACUGCUCACAAGCCGCCCCCGCCAGACCGGGUCUAGAGUCCAUGUCAGACCGAGUCACGCUCACGGACUACGAGGCACGAAGGUUACUCAACGCCAUCGUCAAGGAGUUUGUGCAGAUGACGGCGGAGGAGCUGGAGCAGCAGGCCACCGAGGGAAACAGCAUGGACCGGCCGCUCAGCAAGCGCUGCUCCAGCCUCAGCACAUGCGUGUUGGGGAAGCUGUCGCAGGAGCUGCACAAGCUGCAGACCUUCCCCCGCACCAACGUGGGGGCCGGGACGCCCGGCAAGAAGCGCCGCGCGCCCGCCGCCGCCGCUGACAGCUACAGCUACGGCGAGAUGUUUGACAGCAUCUAACCCC